CCCCCCUCCCCCCUCACCCGCCCUCUCGCUUUUUUUUUGCCCUCCAUCUAAGCGAGUCCAAUCAUGGCUACUGCGAAGCCCGCCCCCGCCCCGUCCAAGGGUGUCGCUCCCUCCCGCUCCUCCAUCCUCAAGGGGCCUACCUCCUCCAAGCUGUCCCCUGCCGAGGAGGAUCGCCUUCUGCGCCUUGACGUCGAGCGGCAGGUUAUGGUCCUGCUGAAGUCCGUCGACGGUGCCCUCGAGGCAGUCGAGGACUUUGAGCCCGAGGAGCCGGCCCCGGAGUCGGUUGAUCUCCAGGCGGUCACCGUGGCCGUGAAGCGCCUGCGUGAGUUGCUCUGCUCGCGGUCCUCCCACACGGAGCUCACCUCCUCCACCAAGGCCGGCUCCGGCAAGGCCGGCAAGAAGUCUGAUGCGCCCACCACGGCGGCCGGGUCUUCGGCGACCAGCGGGUCCUCCGUCAGUGCCGGCUCGAACCCCCUCAAGUUUCUCCUCAAGUUCUACACUGGCCUGACCCAGGUCUACAAGACCUGGAAGUCGGCCGACGCGCUCGGGAGCUCCAGCCUGACCAAGUCGUGCUGGGCUGUCGGCCUCGGCGUGGACUUUGCCGAUAUCCUGUCCUUCGUGUCCAUGAUCUCCGGCGAGCCGGAGGCGCGUCUGGUGCUGCACUAUCGCCUGGAGGGCACCGUCGGUGAUGCCACCGGCAAGGCCCUGGCCGAGUGGGGUCACGAGUACAUUCGCUUCCUGAUGAACGAGAUCAUCGACGAGUACACCCAUCGCUUCGACCAGCUCCACGGUGAGGCCACGGAGGACGAUGGCUUCGACCAGAUGGACGUCGAGGGCAACCUCAAGGUCGAGGCCGAGGACCUGCUGAAGUUGGCACGCGACAUUGUUCCCUACUGCAUGUCGCACAAUGCCGAGGUGGACGCCUGUGACCUGCUGAUGGAGCUCGAGUCGCUGGAGCUGCUCGAGCCCUUCGUGGACCGGAUCAACUGCGACCGGGUCUGCAACUACCUGAUCAGCUGCGUCGACUACCUCCCCGACCCCGAGGACAGCAUGGUCCUUCGCUCGGUCUACACCAUCUUCAUGUCGCAGGGGCGCCUGUGCGAUGCGCUGGUGGUGGCGGUGCGCCUGCAGGACCCGCUGCUCGUGCGCAAGACCUUCCUCGAUGCGUCCGCCGACCAGUCCACUCGCCGGCAGAUGGCCCUCAUGCUGGGCAGCAUGCAGGUGGACGUCCUGUCGGAGCUGCCGUGCGGCACGGCCGGCGUGGAGGCCGGCCUGGCUGCCAUGGUCGAUGAGGCCGAGCUGCAGGAGCUCACCGACAGCCUGAACAACAGCCACCAGACCAAGCACUUCCUGAAGUUGGCCCAGGAGCUCGAGGUCCUGGAGGCCAAGAGCCCGGAGGACAUUUUCAAGGUCCACCUGGAGACGCAGCAGCGGGCCUCCUCCACGGCCAAUGUCCCGACCGUGGUGAAUGCCUUUGUGUCGGCCUUCGUCAAUGCCGGCUUCCAGAGCGACCGGUAUCUGGUCGGCCAGGACCUGAGCGACCUGUCGCUGGGGGUCACCCCGCGCGGGGCCCGCACCCUGCCCUACAACAACCUGCACCUGGGCAACCAGCCGGCCGCGCGGACCAUUGUCGCCGCGGCGCUCGGCAUGCUGUCCAUGUGGGACAUCGAUGCCGGUGUGGCCCUGCUGGAUCCGCUGCUGACCGGUGACAUGUCCGAGGGCGCGGUCUUUGGCCUGGGGCUGGUUAGCUCCAAUGUCCGCCACCAGAUGGACAUCCUUUUCCUGAUGCUGAGUGGCUAUCUGGAGAGCGAUGACCCGCAGGUGGUCCGGUCGGCGGUCCUGGCCCUGGGCAUGGCGUAUUCCGGCUCCGGGCGGCCGGAUGUGGCCGACCUCCUGUGCAACAUCCUGGCCGACCCGUCGCAGCCCUUCGAUUUGUGCUGCUUCGCCGGCCUGGCUCUGGGUCUCGUGCAGGCCGGCACGGCCGAUGGCGAGUCCAUCGCUGCCUUCCUGGAUGCGCUGAUCUGCCGCGACCAGCAGGCUUCCGCGUGCACCGGCCCGACGGCCGCGGCCCCCGGCGGUGCUGCCCUCUCCUCGGACCCGUGCUCGCACUUCCUGGUGCUGGGUCUGGCGUUGCUGCUGCUUGGCCAGCAGGAGAAGGCCCGUAGCAUCAUCGAGGUGGCCAAGGCCCUCAGCGAUAAGGAGCUCAUGCGCAUGAUCCAGGCCCUGGUGCCGGGAUGCGCGUACGCCGGCACGGGCAAUGUCUUGCAAAUCCAGCAGCUUCUGCACAUGCUGACCGAGCCUCUGACCCCGGCUCCCAAGGAGGGGGCCGCUGCUGCGGCCACCGCCGAGGCCGAGGAGGCCGAGGAGGCCGAGGAGGCGGCCAUGGCCGCGGCCACCGAGGCUGCCGCCGGUGCCGAGUCCACCACUCCGGCCAAGAGCACCGCUGCCGGUGCCCAGGUGACCGAUGUGCCGGACUCCGAUGAGGAGGAUGCCGGCUCGGAGGAGCCGGCCUCCAUCACGGCCCGCUUGCAGCAGGCCGUCUCCAACAGCCGGAAUGUCCAGCCCCGGGAGCGCAAGCUGUUUGGCGAGCUGCUGGAUGAGGAGCUGGAGCUCAAUGACGAGGCGCCUGCCGGCGACUCGACACGCAAGUUCCUGCUGGACUUCCAGUCGCUGACCCGGGGGAUCGACCCGGCGGCCGCCGCGGCCGAUGCCCAGGGCAGCGAUGGCGAUGGCGAUGAUGAUGCCGAGGCCCCGUCGCACCCGCACCAGGCCUUCGCCACUUUGGCCAUCGGUCUGAUUGCCAUGGGCGAGCGCAUCGGCGUGGAGAUGUCCCUGCGCAUGUUCGGGCACAUCAUGCAGUACGGGUCGCCGGAUGCGCGUCGUGCCGUGCCGCUGGCCAUUUCGCUCAUCCACGCGUCGGACCCGCGGGACAUCGCCGUCAUCGAGUCGCUGUCGCGCUACUCGCACGAUGAUGACCUGUCCGUCGGGUAUGCGGCCACCUUCUCCCUGGGGAUGAUCGGCGCCGGGACCAACAAUGCCCGUAUUGCGCAGAUCCUCCGCCAGCUGGUGGGGUACUACCAGAGCCCGAGCACCGGGGUCCAGUGCGUACGCAUUGCCCAGGGUCUCCUGCACAUGGGCAAGGGCCUGAUCACCAUCUGCCCGGUGAUGAUGCGUCAUGGUGGUGGCAGCGGCGGUGGGUCGAUCCUCUCCCCGGCGGCGGUCGGUGGUCUGAUGACCGCGCUGCUGGCCGUCAACCAGCCCGAUAACACUAUUUUCGGCAAGUACCCCCACCUGCUGAUGAUGCUGUCGCUGGCCAUGCGCCCGCGCAUGCUCAUCACCCUCGAUGCGGAGUCGCUUUCACCGCUGGAGGUCCCGGUGCGCGUCGGCCAGGCCGUGGACACCGUGGCUCAGGCCGGCCGGCCGAAGGCCAUCGCCGGCUUCCAGACUCACAAGACCCCGGUCCUGGUGGCGUCCGGCGAGCGGGCCGAGCUGGCCUCCGAGGAGUACAUCCCGGUGUCCUCCCUGCUGGAGGGCAUCAUCCUUCUGAAGAAGAACCCCUCGUACGUCCCGCCGGAGCACAGCGCCCUCUGAGCAGGCGGCAGUUGUGCAUGCGUGCAUGCGUGCGUGCGCGUGAAAGUCAGAGACGAGCCUUCUUCACCCCCACCCAGCCCCUCUCCCUCUUUCCCGCCCUUCGGUCGGCAUGGCCCGCCCCCCCCC
This is a messenger RNA of Fonticula alba, 3717 nucleotides long. RefSeq lists its product as hypothetical. The transcript is spliced from 6 exons. Bases 64 to 3591 code for a protein of 1175 amino acids. Gene Ontology annotation, biological process: proteasome-mediated ubiquitin-dependent protein catabolic process. Gene Ontology annotation, cellular component: proteasome regulatory particle, base subcomplex; nucleus; proteasome storage granule. The record is from RefSeq and is a predicted model, not a curated record. Lineage: Eukaryota; Rotosphaerida; Fonticulaceae.